UCGCCUUUUAUGUUUGUUCUAUCGUCUUCCAACCGAACGCUUAAACCCUAUUGUGCAGAGUGACUGCCACAAGUUCGGCGUCUCCGAUUAUAACUAGGGUUUCGAGACUGUCUGUAACUCGAGGCGACCAACUUUACCCAAAUCUCUCUCCAAUGGCGAAGAAGCGAACCAGACACACGAAUCCAGAACCGUUCCUUGAAGAUGACUCCAAAUCGGUCUCAAAGAAGCGAACCAAGCCUCUCAAACACCACCAGCAAGAACAGAAGGCAAUUAUCAUUCUGCUUUCUCUUUUUAGUUUCUGUCUCUUAUCUUUACUUUCGAUUCCUUCUGCCUAUAUGUGUGUUUGCAGCUUAUAUCGUCCGGUAUGAGUUCGAAAAUUUUGAAAGAGGCCUUAAUUCAGCAAAAGGAGGUCCAAGAGGAGGAGACGGAAGAGCAAAACCCUAACAGGUUGGUGUUUAAUGAAGAACAAGUGAUCGCAGCUGAAUCUGAUGAAGAUGAAUUUGAUGAUUUUGACGGGUUUUCAGAGACUCAGAGCCAGUUCGGGGGCUGGGAGGCUGAGAUUGAUGAGGAUGAUGAGAAGAUACUUGAGGCUUUCAUGUCCAAGGAUGCUCGUCCACAACGCACAUUGGCGGACAUCAUUGUUGGGAAGAUCAAAGAAAAAGAUGCCCAAGUUUCUUCAGAAAUGCAAUCGGUUCCCAAGUUAGAUGAUUCUGUCAUAGAGUUAUACAAGGGUGUGGGCAGGCUUCUUAGCAAAUACACUGCGGGGAAAUUACCAAAAGCUUUCAAACACAUACCUUCAUUAAAAUUUUGGGAGGAAGUUUUGUACCUGACUGAACCUGAGAAAUGGUCACCAAAUGCAAUGUACCAAGCGACAAGAAUCUUUUCUUCCAAUUUGGGUGUGAAGAAGGCAGAGCGCUUUUACAAGCUUGUCUUACUCCCACGUGUCAGAGAAGAUAUCCGAAAGAAUAAGAGACUACAUUUUGCACUGUAUCAAGCUUUGAAAAAGUCUCUGUACAAACCAGCAGCCUUCAAUAAGGGAAUAUUGUUCCCAUUAUGUGAGUCUGGGACUUGCAACCUGAGGGAAGCCGUAAUUAUUGGGAGCAUUAUUCAAAAGGUUACCAUUCCUUUUCUUCAUUCAAGUGUAGCAUUACUGAAGCUAGCAGAGAUGGAGUACUGUGGCACAACAAGUUAUUUUAUAAAGCUGUUAAUUGAGAAGAAAUAUGCCUUGCCAUAUCGCGUUCUGGAUGCCAUGGUCGAUCAUUUUAUGAGAUUUCUUGAGGAUUCAAGGGUAAUGCCUGUAAUCUGGCAUCAGUCACUUCUUGCAUUUGUGCAAAGGUACAAAAAUGAACUAAGGAGGGAGGACAAGGUCAACCUCAAAACUCUUGUUAAAACUCAAAGGCAUAAAUUAGUUACGCCAGAAAUAUUGAGGGAGCUGAGCAGUAGUCGCAACCGUGGCGAGAAGGAGGAUGAUCUUAUGUCAAUAUCAUCUGUUUCUGUGAUGAAUAAAGCAAUUGUGGAAGACAGGUUUGAUGUUCCAGAGGUACCUAUGGAAGAAGACUGAGUAUUCAUUUACAUAAACUAUAUAGAGGAUCAUAAGGUCUCUUACCCUUUUAUUGGAAGGAACUCUCAUGCAUAUCAAGAGUAGUGUAAAUUUGGGUGCUGUGUUGAUGGGGAAUUUCUGAGCAAGUGGAUCUGGUCUAAAGUUGUUGAAAUGCAUCGAGUACUUCUGUAUGAAGAUAGGAAAGUUUUGCCAAGUCUGUUGUAUUAUCGGCACAUUGUUCCUGUUAGAAAUAUCAUGUGUCUUGUUUUAUGAAACCAAAAUUUUACCUCUUUUCGACCUAGAUGAAAUGGAAAGAUUCCUUGGAGUGCCAUUUUGUUUAUUCAUACUCUCUUGUUCUCUUAGAAUAACUGUUAGAUGUGCCAUUGGAUUGUCCCUGGUUUUCUGUACCAUCUUGUAUAUUAUUAAUA
Ilex paraguariensis (yerba mate) is the source of this 1968-nucleotide messenger RNA. The record is from the annotation of a GenBank genome assembly. NCBI's taxonomy places the organism in Eukaryota, Viridiplantae, Streptophyta, Magnoliopsida, Aquifoliales, Aquifoliaceae.